Molecule: messenger RNA, 2071 nt
Organism: Emiliania huxleyi CCMP1516
Lineage: Eukaryota; Haptophyta; Isochrysidales; Noelaerhabdaceae
Exons: 6
Coding region: 4-1851 (615 amino acids)
Molecular function (GO): FAD binding
Source: RefSeq, a predicted model, not a curated record
GUAAUGAUGCUGUGGCUCGCGGGGGCGAUCACUCCCUCGGCGUCGUUCGCUGGUAGGCCGCCUGCCCACCGCGUGGCACCGGCUCGCGCCGUGCAGCGCGCGCCAGCGCCGGCGAUGCGCGGCGAGCAGGCCUUCUCCUUUGGCCCUGCGGCAGCGCUGCGGACGGCAAAGCGCAAGCUCCCGCAGGUCGAGUGGCUUGCGGCCGGCGAGGGCUCGGCGGAGAACAAGGUGGACAUGCCGGACCACGUUGCACGCAUCCUCUCGCAGCCGCACGCGCCGCAGCGCGAGGCCGAGAACGAUGAGAGGACGCACCGCAUCCGCACGCGCUACGAGCAGGCUGCUGCCGAUGCGCAGGCGCUGCGCGGGAUGCUGGUGGGGGAGGAGGAUGAGAAGGCGUGGUGGCGCACGCCGCGCGAGGUGCCGGCGGGUGGCCGGCCGGUGAGCAAGGACGACCCACUCACCGUGCUGGUGGCGGGUGGCGGGCUUGCCGGCCUGGUGACAGCGGCGGCGUGCCACGCGGCGGGCAUGCGGGUCGCGCUGUUCGAGCAGGCGUCUUCGUACGCGCCGUACGGCGGCCCCAUCCAGAUCCAGUCCAAUGCGCUCCGCGCCAUCCAGCGCAUCUCCCCAGCCGUCUUUGAGGAGCUCGUCGCCGCGGGCACCGUCACCGCCGACCGCGUCUCAGGCCUCAAGAUCGGGUACCGCAAGGGCAACAAGCUGGCGGGUCUGUACGACCGAGGCGACUGGCUGGUGCGGUUCGACACCAUCGGCCCUGCCCUCGAGGCGGGGCUCCCUGCGACGGUCGUGGUCGACCGGCCGGUGAUUCAGCAGAUUCUGGUCAAGCAUGGCUUCCCCGACGGCACCGUCCGCAUCAGCUCGCGCAUCGAGGGGUGGGAGGACCGCGGCGACGGCCGCGGCGUGGUUGCGACGCUCUCCGACGGCACCAAGGCGCACGCGGACGUGCUGGUCGGCGCGGACGGCGUCUGGUCCCAGAUCCGCAAGCAGAUGCACUCACUCGGAGAGGGCGCGGGCGGCUUCGCCGCGUCGGGCGCGGCGGGAGGUGCGCUCGACGAGGCGGAGGCGCGCAAGCUGGCGCGCGACACCGUGCGGAUCGCGGCGCAGGCGGAUCGCCGCUUCUCGGGCUUCACCUGCUACGCGGCGCUGGCGCCGCACCGCGCAUCAAACAUCGAGGACGUCUCGUAUCAAAUCCUGCUCGGAGAGAAGAAGUACUUUGUGUCGACCGACGGCGGCGGCGAGCGGCAGCAGUGGUUUGCGCUCAUCCGCGAGCCGGCGGGCGGCGUCGAUCCGGAGCCCACGGACGAGGACCCAACGCCAAAGCUGACGCGGCUGCGCCAGGAGUUCUCGUGCAGCAGCGGCGACGCCGACGGCAACGUCUGGGACCCGUUCGCACUCGAGCUGAUCGAAGCGUCCGCCGAGAGUGACAUCAAGCGGCGCGACCUCUACGAUGGGGCGCCCCUCCUCGCCACUUGGGACCCGCGUCGCUGGUGGUCGCCGUGGGCAAAGGGGCCCGUCGCGCUCUGCGGGGACGCGGCGCACCCGAUGAUGCCAAAUUUGGGGCAGGGCGGCUGCCAAUCGACCGAAGACGGCUACCGGCUGGGCGCGGAGCUUGCGACGGUGAGCCACACUCGCGAGGUGCCGUCGGCGCUCGCACGCUAUUCGCGCGUCCGCGUGGUGCGCACGGCGAUCGUGCAGGGGUUCGCGCAGCUCGGCUCCGAUCUACUCGUCGACUUCGACCUGAUGAUGACCAUCCCGCUGCUCGGCCCUUUCUUCCUCGCCGCAACGCAGCUCUCGAUGCCGUGGAUCCUGCGCUUCCUCUACACGCCCGAGUUUUAGGCGGCCGCGGUUCGGUUGAGACGAGUUGCGUUCGGACCCAGGUUCUUUGGCUUUGCCAGCGGCGGCCCGGCGCUGCGCGCUCUCUCUGCCGCAGGCUCUGACUAAGUCUAUGCACUCAGGGCCGGUCGGGCCGCUCUACCUAGUCUCUCUACAUUAGGCGACGAGAAAAUUAACGAAACUCGGAACCCCCCCUCCCUAUUGAAAAAGAAAGAAAAUCAGC